Molecule: messenger RNA, 6411 nt
Organism: Haliotis rubra (blacklip abalone)
Lineage: Eukaryota; Metazoa; Mollusca; Gastropoda; Lepetellida; Haliotidae
Product: RNA-binding protein 33-like
Molecular function (GO): RNA binding
Source: RefSeq, a predicted model, not a curated record
GAAGACAAUCCCACAUUUUGACAUACCCCAAGACGCCAUUUUGCGCGUGAUUGUCUUCAAAGUAAAUCUCGAAAUAUUUAUGGAUAACUGCAGUAUUGUUCGGAUUCGUUGUUAAAAUGCAUUUGGGCCUGCAUUAAUUAUAUGUUAUGGUAGACCAUAACAGCUGAUCAGAAGAAUAUGCCACAGAUUGUGUCUCUAAAGUAACUGACGUCAUGACAACCAGAAGUGGGAAGAGGCGUCCCACUGAGGUAUCCUGGGACAGUGAUGAUGACCUUCUUCAGGAAGACAUUGGAGGAAUUAAUGCUUUUCCUAAGAGCAAAGGCCAUGAAUCCGAAGAAGAAUAUGACGAAGAGGCCCUACUGGGGUCUGAUGAUGAAAAGGGAGAUAAGUCAGGAUAUGCCAACACUACAGAAGAAGGCAUCUCUCUCAUUGAGGACUCGGAGAGCUUCAACCAGACUGCAGGGGACUCAAUGGAGGGAGACUUUAUUGAGCACGAUGCAGGGGGACUCGACGGGGCUCAAGAUGCGGAAGCUUUAGAGAUAGCUGUUGAUGAUGAAGAGAUUCAGGACCUGGCUGAAGGCCUUGAUGACUUCAACCCAGAUAGCUACAACAAUGACCAGUAUGACGAUGGUAUCCUCUACCAGGAGGGUGGCGUGGGCUUUGAGGGGGGUGGGGAACCAUACCCGCAAGAUGAGCAGCAGUACCAAGGGGAGGAUUACGAAGCACAGCAGUUCAACCAGGAGGGACAAGAAGGACAGUUCAACACAACACAGGAAGAUGCUGAGGAGCAGGAGGGAGAUGAGACACAGACCACUCAGGAGCUCCAGGAGGAGAGUGACAGUGAGAGUGAUAGCGAUGGGGAGUCAGGCCGAGGCAGGUUCAAGUCUGAGAGGUCCAACAUCAUCACCAUCGCCACCACCAAGUCCAGACAGGACAUCCCGGAAACUCUCGAAAUCAGUGAAGAACAGCAGCAAGAGAUUGACCAGUUCUUGUCCAGCAACCAGAAAGGUCGUCGAGGUCGUGGGGGUCAGUGGCGACAGCAGGGCCCUAGAGGUCGAGGUCAGUUUGGAUCAAGAGGGCCCUGGCAACAGUUUAGGCCUCAAGGGGGACCUGGACAGCAGCAGUCAUUCAAUUCACAACAGAGAUUUGGUCCUCCUAGACAGGCCUGGAAUCAGCCGCCUCACCAGCAGGGACCCCCGGACCAUAUGCAACAUAAUCAACAACACCAGCACCAUCAGCAGCAGCACCAACAACAUCAUCAACCUCAUUCACAACACCCAGCGCAACCUCAGCAUCAACAGCAACCACCUCAGUCUCAUGCCCUGCCACACCCGGCACAUCCUGCUCACCCCAGUGUUGACAGCAGUCAGCAGCCAGCUCUGGGCUCCUCAGCCCAGCCACCGCCUUCGUCGCAGCCAUCGUCCAGGAAGAUCCUGAUUAACCCUCACUUCCGGGCCCGGGCACCAGCACCGGCUCCCCAGCCAGCGUCAACCAACAUAUCAUGGACGACACAGCGAGGCCCCGCUGAUGUGUAUCAACCCCCCCAGAUGCCUCAUCCACAGCCAGCUGCGGUAGCUCCACAGGUAUCACCUUACCAGCCUCCAGCAUCAGAACCAUGGCGAAGUCAGUCCCAAGCUCCGGUGCAGGGCCAGUACCAACCUCCUCAGCAUCAAGUAUCACAGCCAUAUCCAGGACCUGGUUACCCCCAGCCGUACCCCCAGACUCCCCAGCCACUACUGUCUGUCUCAAGUCAGCCCCGGCCCCUCCUGUCACACCAGGGACCCCCAGGCCAGCCAAGGUAUCAUCAGCCCCUAGUUCAACCGCAGCACCGAAGCACCAACCGCAGCACCAACCGAGGCGCCAACCGCAGCACCAACACCGCAGCACCAACCGCAGCACCAACAGCAGCAGCAACCGCAGCAGCAAGGCUCCAUGAUUCCCACCACCAGCAACCAACAGCAGCGUUUCCAGCAACCAGGCCACAACCAGCAGUUUCAGCAGCAACAGCAACAGCAGCUGAUGCCUCCCCCUCAACAACAUCUGAGGAGCCGAUGGAUGAUGAAACUCGAGAGCUGAGGAAGAAGCUGGAGGAGCAGAAACGGAUGCGGGAAGAGAUAAUCAAGAAGAAGGAGAUGAAGCGUAGACUGGAGGCAGUCAGGCGGCCGGAGGAACUUCGAGAAGAAGUUGGCUCAGAAGGAAUGACAAUUGAUGACAUUGCUGAUCCCUCCUCUGACUCUGGGCAAGACGCUGGCAUCCAAGAUGGUCAGCCAAUACAGGCCAUAGGAUCUCCUGCAGUCAAACCUAAAGCAGUACCAGGCAACCUGGCCAAUCAGACGAUGGGCAGAGGUCAGCCUAUCCGUGGAAUAUCGGGGUCAGGGAACCAGCAAGGGUCACUCAUGCGUCAGAUGUCUGGCGGGAUGGGUGAUCACCAGGGAAGUCCGAAUGUUGGUAUAAAACGGCAGAUGAGUGGUGAUGGUCCCAUUCAGGCCAAAAACACCAGAAUUUCUCAGCAGGGAAAUCAGCAGAUGAAUGCUGGGAGAGGUCAACAGAUGAACAGGGGUCAAGGGCAACCUAGAGGACGUGGCCAGAUGAGAGGAGGGCAGAUGAAUGUUCGUGGGAGAGGUCAUCAUCAUCAAGGAGGUCCGAACGGACAUGUCAACCCAGAGGUUAGGAUGAAUCAGAACCAAGGCUUUCAUGAUCCUGGGUUUCAGGGUCAAGGUCCAGCAAAUAGAGGUCAUGGUCCCCCAAAUAGAGGUCAAGGACAGGUUAUGGGUCGAGGUGGACCAGGAGGUCGAGGUCAGCCAAUGAUGCAGGGACCUAACCGUGGAGGACCUGGACAUCCCAACAUGAGAGGAAGGGGUGGGUCGCCCAUGAGAGGAAAUAUGCAAGGCAAUAAUAAUAUGAUGGGACCUAACGUGAUGAGGGGCAGAGGUCAGCCCAAUAUGCAAGGUCAGCCCAAUAUGAGAGGUCAGCCCAAUAUGAGAGGACAGCCCAAUAUGCGAGGACAGCCCAAUAUGCGAGGUCAACCCAAUAUGCGAGGACAGCCACAUAUGCGAGGUCAACCCAAUAUGCGAGGUCAGCCGAAUAUGAGAGGUCAGAUGCCCAUGAGAGGUCAGACCAAUGUCCGUGGGCCUCAACGUGGCAGGGGACAAAUGCAUGGAGGUAGAAUGGGACAUGUUACUAGAAACCAAGGUCAAGGUGAACCUGCAGGCAACAACCAUGGGGUGCUAACCUCACCACCCCAGACAAGGUCAGUGGUGCAGGGUCAGGGUGAAGGUGAAGGUCAGACUCGGAAAGUUGUUGUGCGAGGGCGAGGAGCAGCAAAUACCGCAGGUCAAGGCAGAGGUCGCGGAGGUGGUGCUCAAUCUGGUGCAAAUCAGAACAGGAAAAUUGUGAUGAGUAGUUCACAGACAAUACGGAUAACUAACUUGUCAGCAUCAACGUCCCAAAAGGUUCUAGACCAACUGUGCAAAACUGUCGGCCCAGUGGAGAGCAUUUCUUUGGUAAAAGCGGAGAAGCGGGCGACCAUCAAGUUCUGUAACUCCAACCACGCAUCCACCUUCACUAAGAGAUACAACAGACAUAUGAUUGAUCUGUCCCACAUCAAUGUUGAACUUGUCAACUGAGCUGGAUCAGCCAUCUUCACAAGCAGCGUGGCAGAGUUGUCCCCCCUUCUUCGCAUGGGCCCUGGCAGAGUUGUCCCCCUUCUUCAUAUGACAAGACAGAGUUGUUCCCCUUUCUGCACAAGAUGCCUGGUGUGGAAAUAAAUGGACUUGUAUAUUGCUGCCUGACACACUAGGUAAAAAAUUAUUUUGGACUUGGAACAGAUUCAAGUCUUUUCUCUUUUCAGAUGUACUACUGUUAUGUUUGUAGAUCAUGCCUGCUUGUCUCGUUUUCAAAAGCUGGUAUGAUAAAUGUUUGUCAUGAUGUCGAUAAUCAUUGUGAUGGGGGACAUGUACACAUCCUGCGAUUUUGUACAUUUGGCAUUGAGAAAAUAUGUCAGCACCAAUGCAACUCUUGGAAUGUCAAGAAAUCAUCAGCAGAACAGGGUAAAGAGACAGUGGAACAAGACCAAAGAAUAAUCAAGAAGAAAGGACAAAGACUAAAGUAUUGUGAGGGCAAUCACAACAUAUAACUACUUCAUCCUGGGAUAGCCCUUGUUUGUGAUUGGUCAGUUAGCAAAUUGUAACACUGCAUCCUGGCAUUGUACUUCUUUGUGAUUGGUCAGAUGGCAAAUGGGAACAUUGCAUCCUGGGUGACUCAGAUUUGUGAUUGCUUAAAUAGCGAAUCAGAACAUUGCAUCCUUGAACUAUACUGAUUUCUGAUUGGUCAGUCACCUGUUGUUCCAACCCAAGAUGUCAUUGAUUUGUGAUUGAUGAGUUCUGCUGAUGAGGCUGUCUUGUUGAAAGAUGGCCGUCUGUUUUAGAAGAAUUUAUCACAAGAUAGGACUGUGUUGAAGAUGAAGACCUUCCGAUUUCCUGUCAGACAUUUGUGACUAUGAAAGAGAGACAUGGUUUGUGUCUCACUCAAGAAUUUCCUCAGCAACAGUGGUAGCGAUUGUGUUGCUGGUCAAGAUCUGUGACAUUCAAUAUAACAUGAGAGUUAGUAAUUCUUAUAAAAAAAUUGUACCAAAAUCAGAAUGGAUUCCUAUUUAUCAUUGUUUUAGGACGUGUAAAUAACUGUAAACUGAAGACAAGACCCCAGGCGAUAUUUAAAUAAUGUGUGUAUAUAUGGAGAUAGGGAGUAUCCGAUUUGGAUCAACCUCAAUUUUAGUUUGACACAAAGUUUUAUGAAGGACUUUGUUGAUCUGAUUUUAUGUCAUUUCAGCUAUGUGUCCUGGCUGUGUGUUUUUUUAAUUAUCACAGGAGAUUUAGUUUCCUUGUUUUAUUCUUGUUUAAAGUGCUAUGAACAGAAAAUCAAAGAAAUCGAAACUUUAGAGAUCAGUAUCUGGUUCGGAUACAGUCGGCUUGUCAAAUACUGGCAAAAGGGUACAGAACUCAAGAAUUCUGUAAUUUACAAGGUUGUAGAAAUAAUAGCAAGAAUAUUAAUAAUCUAAGAAUAAUAAAAGACUUGAUAGGGUAUUUUCCGGCAUAUUUCCGUUCCAGAAAAAGUGAAGAGUGUCAAUGCAAAUGCUCCCAGACCUAAGUGUUAAUGGAACAUCUCAUAAUCCCCCUGGGUGUAAGGGUAAUGCUAUUUCUCAGGGCAUUAGUAGUUGUAGAUGCCCUUGAUCUGUGAGUAAAAACAAGCAAGUAAAUAUUGCCCAACAAUCUACCAUCAUCUCAGUAAACAGUUAAGAUAACCCCCGCCAAGUUACAAACACCCCCACCCACCCCCAAUCAGGUUAUUACACCCUAUCCCUCCAAUCAAGUUAAACCCCCACCCCAUCAAGAUAAUACCCCCUCUGUUAAGUUAUGAGACCCUAUAAUUGUUCUAUGAAGACCCCAGGGUGUCCUUCCAAGAUCAAGUGGUAACUUCCAUUACCCAUUAAAUAUUUCUCUUCUCAAAGUAAAAAAUAUCUACCACCACUGUAACUUAUGGCUUUUCUCUCAGGUUAAACAUGGACACCAUGAUUUGGCUGAAUAGCAAUCAAACAAGAAGUAACCCCCUCUAACUCAUUGUCAACAUGUCCAAACAGAAACAACCCACCUUCUUCCAUUCCACCACCCUCCAUCCCCCCACCCCAUCCCACCCCAUCCCACCCCCACUCCAAAUCAGAGCGAUGUAUUUCUUCAUAAGUCAUUUGCAUGAAUGAAAAGAUCUAGUAGGCCGACAGCUAUUGUUAGUUCUAACUGAUCUAUAUUGGAAAAGAUUCUGUGUCUGAAUUAAAAAGUUUUGCAAUGAUGAUUCUACAGAUUCCAAGUCAUGAUUUCAUAAUUACCAGUGAAUAGUGAAUAUUAAAGAUAGCAUUAUUUUUUUUCCUAAAUUCACUUAACCAUCCUGUUAAUAUAAUAUGUCAACAUGUAUGAUAAAGUGCUAUUGAGAGGAAGCGAAAGUCCUCAGAUGCCAUCGCAGUAAUUUUGAACACGUUAGGUGACUGUUUAAUAAUAGGUGCAGCAAGUAAGGUCUGAUUGGUCGAAAGGUUAUCAUUUCAACAAGUAUAUCUCUCUUGUGUUCGAUAUCAUUCGUAUUUACACUGUGAUGAUACGACAGUAUUUUUUGCACUUCAAAUCCCAGAUGUUGGAGACCAUAGACAUUCAAUCCAAUCAUUGAUCCAUCAGACAUUCAAUCCCAAAGAUUGUGAAUCCUAUAGACGUUGAAUCCCAAACGGAAUGCGAAGAAAUCAUGGUCCUAUAUUACACAGAGAGUGUUCCUUUAAUUUUGUUCAACCUGGUUCAUGUACAUUUUUGGAAGAUUAACAAAUCUGAUGUAUAUUGAUAAAUAUGCUGUAAAAUAAAAAAGAAUUGUGCUUAA